Brassica rapa (field mustard) is the source of this 504-nucleotide messenger RNA. RefSeq names its product zinc finger protein KNUCKLES. Gene Ontology annotation, biological process: negative regulation of abscisic acid-activated signaling pathway. NCBI's taxonomy places the organism in Eukaryota, Viridiplantae, Streptophyta, Magnoliopsida, Brassicales, Brassicaceae. The record is from RefSeq and is a predicted model, not a curated record.
AUGGCGGAGCCACCACCGUCGUCUUUCCAUCACCACUUCAUGUGUCCUCCUCCUCCACCAAAACACCAUCGAUCAUCAAACAAGAAACACUACUCCUUCCCCGGAUCUCACCACCCUCCCUCCAUCCACCGCCUCUUCCCGUGCCAGUACUGUCCACGCAAGUUCUACACCUCUCAAGCUCUCGGCGGUCACCAGAACGCUCACAAACGCGAACGCGCCGCUGCUCGCCGCAACCUCGGCGUCGAUCAUCAUCAUCCUCCUCCUCCAUCGUCAAUCCUCCACGACGAAGCUGCUUUCGCUUGUCCUAACUUCUACCCUAACCAACCUCCUCAAGGAUCCGUCACAGCAACCGGAUGGUCCGGAUCAACCUGGAUCGUACCGGAUAAUCAACAGACGACGAUGAUGGUGGGUGGUGGUGGUGGUGGUUACGUCGAUCCGUAUCCGUACCCGUUUGGUUACUACAUUGAAGACGAGCCACAGCUCGAUCUUUCUCUCCAUCUCUGA